UAAUUUAUUAAAUAUAAAUAAAUGUUCUCGAUUCAAGCGUAGAUUACAUCACGAUUUUCAUUUUAUCAGAAGAAUUCUCUGUAUAAAAGCAUUGUUAUCCGUUAAUGGAAAAUAUCCAAAACUUCGCGAUUUAAAGGACGAAACAGUAAUUUAUGUACUGUACAGUUAUUUUCCAAUUUUCAUCGUAAAUUCAGCAUGUCGGCGAUUAAUGCAUUAAAGUCGCAUAUUUAUAUUAAGCGCACAUAAGAAUCUUGCACCUGGUCCCUCGAUUAUGUAACUGCAAAAUUUUGGCACAAUUUUGGUACAUGAAUAAUCUCGUUGGCGUGGGAAAUUUUCCUGUUCGCUGCGAUCAGUCGCGAACGAGCACAUCAUCGGCAAUCAUUAACCGGCUCAUAAUAGUUCCUUGAAAUUGCGUAUCUUUCUCUCUCGCAAGAAUAUGGGUGACAAGUGCGGCGGUGGGUCGCAGUGCAGACAAAGUGGGAUGAGACGUCCUCAGCAAGAACAUCUCCAUCAUCAUCAUCACCACCACCACCAUCACCACCAUCAUCAUGGAUCCUCAACAAGCCCCACGCGCUCUCGUCAAGCACAUGAUAAGGAUGAGUCUCGUCUCGCACGCGUGAAGCGCGUCCUGGCGGGCUCGCUGCUCGGCCGCGGCGCCGGAUCCAGCAGGAUCUUCGGCACCCGGCUGGAGCUGGUCGAGUCGUACCUCGACACAGGGGUGCCGUAUGUGGUGCAUCGACUAUGCAGCUACAUCGAGGUGCAUGGCUUCCAGAGCGCGGCGGUUUUCCGCCUGUCGGGCGGCAGCCCCCGACUGGCAGAACGGCUGAGAGCUGCCUUCGAACGACGGGGCGACGCCGAUCUGGAAGCAGCUGGGUGUCCGCCGACCGCUGCGACUCUUCUCCGUCAGUAUCUGAAGGAACUGCCGCAGCCCGUCGUGCCGUCUACCCUCGUCGGCAGACUGCUCAACGUACAUGCUCAGAGUUACUCGAACGAUCACGACUCGUGGAUCGCCUCGACGAAGGAGUUACUGUCAACUCUACCCUCUUCGCAUUAUCAUCUGCUUGGCUAUCUGACGAUCUACCUUAGCCGCUACGAGGCUCGACACGGACGCAGCGCCGGUGUUUGUGGCGUUUUCGCGCCUGUCAUUCUACCGCACGUGCCACCGGCGACCACUCUGCUGCGGGACAUUCUUGCCGAGGCGCUGGUGCUGUUCCCCGACUGUAUCCGGGAGAAUACGGUGAACGGCGUGAUAGCUGCCGGCGAUUGCAAGAUCUGCAAGGAUACGAGGGACGAGUCGAAGGACUCCGAAGGUGCGUCUCUCCUUUGCGCGCUGAAACCGCGUAAACGCAAGGAACGUCGCGAAUCCUGCUGUCAAGAACGAAAGCUAAUAAGGAGCAAUAGUGAGGAACGUGUUCUUGACAGUCCCACUGACGUCGCAGAUACGAUUAGACGUGUGAGUAGCCACGAAGAUUUCAACAGCCAGGAACAUCUGCAUAUUUUAUCGCAGCUCGGUCAAGACAUGGGUCACGGCGUGAGGUGCGGUGGAUUACCGCUUCACGAGAGGACCAACGUUUCGCCUGUCUUGAAGAAAUCAGUAUCAGUACCGUCACCAUGUGAGGUAGUAGUAGCGACCGAGAAAUAUGAUUGCGACGCCGAGAAACUGAGAAGUAGCGAACGCUUCAGCAGAAGCAUCACCCCGAGAGGCAGAAGACAAGCGCGUAGGAGAAGAGUGCACAGAGUUCAAGAUACAGACCAGAGUUCCAGCAAGGAAAACGAAGAAGAAUCCGAAAAUAUGUAUAUCUCCAAUGUGUCACCAAGCCCUACCAGCCAUAAUGGUUCGCCAGCUCAGUUUUUAGAGAUGUUAAGCAGCGGACCUAGCAGGUCACCCUCACCAGCUCGUCCACCUACCGUCGAUCACGAGGAUGUAAAUAAACCCAGUUUGACUAAUUGGGGCUUUCAGCAUUUGGAAGGAAACGAAGAAGCCGUGGAUGCUCGAGUGGAAGCCAUGCUUUCGCCCAGGAACUCCCUGUUGGAACCUAGGAGAUUUUACUCCGAGGAGGAGAUACAACCCAGCACGCCUAAUCCAUCGGAUAUGGGACUCAAAAACUUAGCAAAACACAUUAAUGGCCUGAAAAAGAAGAUUAAGAAGUACGAGGACGAGUUUGAAGAAAAUUUCGGCUAUCGGCCGAGUCAUUCUGACAAAAUGAGUAAUCGCGACAUCAAGCGGCUGUGCACAGAGCUAAAUAAGUUACGAAAGGAACACAAGUUAUUGAAGGAAGAUCCGAUAGGCGCACUUCUGGCCAAUGCCAACAAUCGACUGAACAAUGGUAGUCCAAUAAACAACAACAAUGGCCAUGAAAAAUCACGCGUGACAUCGAUGGAAGAGAUGGUGAAAGAAGCAGAAAAGAAGCUCAGUGAGAAACGAAUUAAGUACAAUCGGCCCGAUAACAUGGAAGAACUCAGCUACGAGCAAUUGCUGGACGAAAAGACGGCCGUACAAAAAGCGUUACUUCAUAUCGAGAACACUUUCGGUAGGCCGGUUUCGAAGGAAGAUAGAGCGGUUGUGCGACCGCUAUACGACCGAUAUAGAACCUUGAAGAGACUUCUCAUUAGAGCAGGCGUGAACAAAAAUAAGGACAGCGUCUCGGAACUAGCUACAAUUUUGGAGCAUGAAACAAUGGAUUUUACAUCGUCAAGUCUGCCUGGAAAUCCUGCGGAAACUGAAAGGAGAGCCAGCGAGCCUGACAUGUCUCAUCGAGGUAUUUUAGAUUGUAUCGACACCACGGAUCAAUUACCAACCGAUAGCGAUAGUCAACAUAGUAGCAGUGAAGGCAGUCGCGGCGCCGGUGAAAGUUUGCACGCUCUUCCUCAAGAGGAAUUAUUAAUGCAACAACAAGCUACUCGAGAAGAAAAGAAACGGCUUCGCAGAGCGUUGAAAGAGUUGGAAGCACAAUUUGAAGCCCGAGCCGGCCGUCGCAUGCAACGCGAGGAUCGCGGACCACAAGUCACCACCGUGUACGAAUCCUACAAGCAAGCAAAGGCGAAACUUAGACUGAUCGACGCUCUUAUAGCUAAGAAGGCUUGACGCAGUAUUUAAUUUACGAGUAACGAAGAUCUGACGUGAAACAAUACUGUGGAAAUCUUCGAAGAGGCUUUAAAUGUUUGUAAUAAGACACAAUUGUCGCAUCACGAAUGCAAUACAACUCAUUCGUCGUCUGCAAUUUUUGCAUCAUGAAGUCAUAAUUAAAAAGGCCUGAAAAAGCAGUUCAACUGAGCGAAGUCUUCUGAAACAAAGAACGGUAACGUAAUGAGAAUUUAUUGUCCAGAAUCAAAAGAUUUUUAAAGUAAAAAUGAGAAAGCUGGUAAUAUUUGCAAAUAUAGGAUUUUCUUCACUUUCUAGUUUAUGCGUAUUGAUACUGAAUCUUUUUCUAAUUGUAGAUUCUGUUAUAACUCGAAAAAUAAUAUCAAAUAUUUUCAACGUUAAUAUAACAUUUUAAGUAUUUGCAAUACUAUUGUUUUAAUCAACAUAAUCAAUAUGUUAAAAGUACGCAUGAACGGACAAGUUAUAGUGGUAUCGAAAUAGCACGUUUGAGCUCUUUAAACACUAAUGAUUCUAGAACAUAAAAUUACUACAAAACAUCUUAACGAUGUAACGGCGCGAUGAAAUAAUUGUACAUCUUGUUCAUUGAUACACUUUCUUAUCAUAUUUAAUAUUUGUUUAUUUAUGAUGGGAAAUUUUUACUUAAUUGUCCUCCAUUUAUUUAUCCUACAUGCAGGAUUAGGAUAAACUUUUUUGCACUGGGAAGAAACUGGAUGAUUGUUUUGGAAUAUAUUUACAGUUUAUAAAUUUUUAAUUAAUUUGUUACAAAUAUAAAGCAUAUUUAUAAUUUUUAUAUAUAUCUUGUUGCACAGGAUCUGUAAACUUUGUUUGUAUUUAAAAUGUCAAGUUUUACAGAUGAAUGCACAAGGACAGAUAUUAAUGAUUGAGAUUAAAAAUGGAUUUAUCAAUUUAAAUCGUUAAUGCAAAUCUACAGAUCAAGAUUUUUCCAACGUAGAAAAAGAAGACUUGUAUCACAAUUUACAAAGAAUACAUCAAGUAACAUUUUUAUUUCACAGUUAAAUAUAUAAUUUUAUAUGCUUAAUAUUU
Messenger RNA from Nylanderia fulva, 4147 nucleotides. RefSeq names its product protein FAM13B. NCBI's taxonomy places the organism in Eukaryota, Metazoa, Arthropoda, Insecta, Hymenoptera, Formicidae. Gene Ontology annotation, biological process: signal transduction. The record is from RefSeq and is a predicted model, not a curated record.